GGCCGCGGCGGGGCGGGAGCGCCUUUCGCAGUCCCCGCGCCCCGCUCCGCCCCGGGCUGCCUCCUCGCGACCACAGCCGCCGCCGCGGCUCCCACGGUUUGAUGGUGGGCGGCGGCGGCGCUGCGGCCUCGGUUCCAGCCUCCAACUGCCGGGUCUCGGGCCGCGCCGCUCUCUCCUCCUGCCUUCCCGCCCCUGGCUGCGCCUGGCUGCCGGGGCCGCGGGAGGCGGAGAAGGGGCGCCGCGGGGAGACGGCGCGGCGCAGGCGGAGGCCGGCGCGAUGUCCACCAAGGUCAGGAAGUGCAAAGAGCAAGCCAGGGUGACCUUCCCCGCGCCCGAGGCGGAGGAGGAGGGCGAGGACGUGGGCGCAGAGCCGCAGCGCCGCCCGCGGGGCUGGAGGGGCGUCAACGGGGGGCUAGAGCCGCGCUCCGCGCCUUCGCCGCGGGAACCGCACCGCUACAGCCCGCCGCCCUUCUCGCCGGGGCCCGACAUAUCCAUGGAGGGAAGCCCAUCCCUGAGGCGCAAGACGGUGAUGCGGGAGAAGGGCCGGCGCCAGGCCGUCCGGGGCCCGGCCUUCAUGUUCAACGACCGCGGCACCAGCCUCACGGCGGAGGAGGAGCGCUUCCUGGACGCCGCCGAGUACGGCAACAUCCCCGUGGUGCGCAAGAUGCUGGACGAGUCCAAGACGCUCAACGUCAACUGCGUGGACUACAUGGGCCAGAACGCGCUGCAGCUGGCCGUGGGCAACGAGCACCUGGAGGUGACGGAGCUGCUGCUCAAGAAGGAGAACCUGGCGCGCAUCGGCGACGCGCUGCUGCUGGCCAUCAGCAAGGGCUACGUGCGCAUCGUGGAGGCCAUCCUCAGCCACCCCGGCUUCGCGGCCAGCAAGCGCCUGACGCUGAGCCCCUCGGAGCAGGAGCUGCAGGACGACGACUUCUACGCCUACGACGAGGACGGCACGCGCUUCUCGCCCGACAUCACCCCCAUCAUCCUGGCGGCGCACUGCCAGAAGUAUGAGGUGGUACACAUGCUGCUCAUGAAGGGCGCCAGGAUCGAGCGGCCGCACGACUACUUCUGCAAGUGCGGGGACUGCACCGAGAAGCAGAGGCACGACUCCUUCAGCCACUCGCGCUCCAGGAUCAACGCCUACAAGGGGCUGGCCAGCCCGGCCUACCUGUCCCUGUCCAGCGAGGACCCGGUGCUCACCGCCCUGGAGCUCAGCAACGAGCUGGCCAAGUUGGCCAACAUCGAGAAGGAGUUCAAGAAUGACUAUCGGAAGCUCUCCAUGCAGUGCAAAGACUUCGUCGUGGGCGUGCUGGAUCUUUGCCGGGACUCAGAAGAGGUGGAAGCGAUUCUGAAUGGAGACCUGGAAUCCACAGAGCCUGCAGAGGUACACAGGCAUAAGGCUUCGUUGAGUCGCGUCAAACUUGCCAUCAAGUAUGAAGUCAAAAAGUUUGUGGCUCACCCCAACUGCCAGCAGCAACUCCUGACCAUCUGGUACGAGAACCUGCCGGGCCUGCGGGAACAGACCAUCGCCAUCAAGUGUCUGGUUGUGCUGGUGGUAGCCUUGGGCCUUCCAUUGCUCGCCAUCGGCUACUGGAUCGCACCUUGCAGCCGGCUGGGGAAAGUGCUGCGAAGCCCUUUUAUGAAGUUUGUGGCUCACGCUGCUUCUUUCAUCAUCUUCCUGGGCCUGCUUGUGUUCAAUGCUUCAGACAGAUUCGAAGGCAUCUCCACGCUGCCAAAUAUCACCGUCAUCGACUACCCCAAACAGAUCUUCAGGGUGAAAACCACCCAGUUCACGUGGACUGAGAUGCUGAUUAUGGUCUGGGUUCUUGGAAUGAUGUGGUCUGAGUGUAAGGAGCUCUGGCUGGAAGGACCGAGGGAAUACAUUUUGCAGCUGUGGAAUGUGCUGGACUUCGGGAUGCUGUCCAUCUUUAUUGCUGCGUUCACAGCCAGAUUCCUAGCUUUCCUUCAGGCAACGAAAGCACAACAGUAUGUGGACAGUUACGUCCAAGAGAGCGACCUCAGUGAAGUUACUCUCCCACCAGAGAUCCAAUAUUUCACGUACGCCAGAGAUAAGUGGCUCCCUUCGGACCCUCAGAUCAUAUCGGAAGGCCUCUACGCCAUCGCCGUCGUGCUCAGCUUCUCCCGCAUUGCGUACAUCCUCCCUGCGAAUGAGAGCUUCGGCCCCUUGCAGAUCUCUCUGGGCAGGACUGUGAAGGAUAUCUUCAAGUUCAUGGUCCUCUUUAUUAUGGUGUUUCUUGCCUUUAUGAUUGGCAUGUUCAUACUCUAUUCUUACUACCUGGGGGCCAAAGUCAAUGCCGCUUUUACCACUGUAGAAGAAAGUUUCAAGACUUUGUUUUGGUCCAUAUUUGGGUUGUCGGAAGUGACUUCUGUUGUGCUCAAAUACGAUCACAAGUUCAUAGAGAACAUUGGCUACGUUCUGUAUGGAAUCUACAAUGUAACGAUGGUGGUCGUUUUACUCAACAUGCUCAUUGCUAUGAUUAACAGCUCAUACCAAGAAAUUGAGGAUGACAGUGAUGUAGAAUGGAAGUUUGCUCGUUCAAAACUUUGGUUAUCUUACUUUGAUGAUGGAAAAACGUUACCUCCACCCUUCAGUCUAGUUCCUAGUCCAAAGUCAUUCGUUUAUUUCAUCAUGCGGCUCAUUAACUUUUCCAAAUGCAGAAGGAGAAGGCUACCGAAGAACAUAGAAAUGGGAAUGGGGAACUCCAAGUCCAGGUUUACAAAGUGCUUUGCUGUACAUUUGAACCUCAUGCAACACUGUGAGUUAAACCUCUUCACUCAAUCUAACUCAAGAGUUUUUGAAUCACACAGUUUUAACAGCAUUCUCAAUCAGCCAACACGUUAUCAGCAGAUAAUGAAAAGACUUAUAAAGCGAUAUGUUUUGAAAGCACAAGUAGACAAAGAGAAUGAUGAAGUGAAUGAAGGUGAAUUAAAAGAAAUCAAGCAAGAUAUCUCCAGCCUUCGCUAUGAACUUCUGGAGGACAAGGGCCAAGCGACUGAGGAAUUAGCCGCUCUAAUUCAUAAGCUCAGCGAGAAGCUGAGCCCCAGCGUGCUGAGAUGCGAGUGACCCCGUCACCCAGAACGUGGCUUGGACUAGAGCACACAUGUGGGCAAUAAUAUUUCUAAGUAUGAAAUACUUGAAAAACUAUGGUGUAAAUUUUUAGUAUUAACUACCUUUAUCAUGUGAAUCUUUAAAAGUUAGGUCUUAAUGAUUUUCCUGUGUUAUCACAUGCAAAUGGUCUUCAUUUUAAUUGUCUGCCUUGACAUCACGAACAGUGACACACCGUCAUAUUUAAGGCCCAAUAUUGCUACAUUACUGACAUUUUUGUCCAUUUUAGAGUAAGCUCUCCUCCAUCUUUGCACUACCUGUUGGCCGCCAAGAAACUGUAGGCUCCUUGGGGACAGGCAACAUGUCAUAUUUAUCUUUGUGUCUCCAGCAUCUAGUACAGUGCCUGGUACAUAGUAGGUGCUCAGUAAAUGUUGUUGAAACCAACUUAACGGAACUGCCAACAAAAUAUAAAAACAAAUAAAAAGGCCGUCACUAUGUAGCACACCUCUUGUCAAAGUGCUGAAGGGAUUUUUU
Rhinolophus ferrumequinum (greater horseshoe bat) is the source of this 3604-nucleotide messenger RNA. It is a transcript of the gene TRPC3, whose product is annotated as transient receptor potential cation channel subfamily C member 3. The transcript has 13 exons. Lineage: Eukaryota; Metazoa; Chordata; Mammalia; Chiroptera; Rhinolophidae. The record is from RefSeq and is a predicted model, not a curated record. The coding region runs from base 278 to 3088 and encodes 936 amino acids. Gene Ontology annotation, cellular component: membrane; cation channel complex. Gene Ontology annotation, molecular function: store-operated calcium channel activity; protein binding; inositol 1,4,5 trisphosphate binding. Gene Ontology annotation, biological process: regulation of cytosolic calcium ion concentration; manganese ion transport; calcium ion transmembrane transport.